Molecule: messenger RNA, 729 nt
Organism: Recurvomyces mirabilis
Lineage: Eukaryota; Fungi; Ascomycota; Dothideomycetes; Mycosphaerellales; Teratosphaeriaceae
Exons: 1
Coding region: 1-729 (242 amino acids)
Source: RefSeq, a predicted model, not a curated record
AUGCGACAGUGGACCCAACCAGCCGUCUAUUCACCCAGUCUCUCAACCCUGGAGUACGUAGGAGGAGAAGCAUCGGAACGGAGAGCAGAAGACACGCCAUCGCCAUCUCAGGACGACACCAGUCUGUUACGAUCAGAAAAGGGAUACCAAUUACCGUGGCGGUGGGCUGGACCGCUGAAGGUCUUUGCUCUCAUUUUCGCAGUGAUCUUUGUGGCGUGGGCAGCACAGCACUUCAUCGAAGUGGCACUCUACUCAGACGACUUCAAGAUCGAAUUCCGCCGUUACGAUACGCACGGAAAAUGCAAUGGCACGGGCCCAUUCAGUCAUCAGAUUGGUCACGACGAUUACCUGCACAAUACAACAUGCAAAACCUGGAUUUCCUCACAGGAUAUCCCUUUCACUACCCUUUUCUACAGCCCAGUUGAUGACUCUGGAUUUAUGAAGAAGGUGCAAUGGCUGCCCAACGGCUUUGUUGGAUUGGUGGGUCUUAUCAAUGGCACGAGGGAGACAGGCUUCUGGAGAUGGCAAGGUUGCACAAUUACUGUCUACGCCGAGAAGAGGUGUCAUGGCCAGAGUGUAACGCUCGAUGGCGUUGCAGAUCUCGGGAAAUGUAUCACUUUAAAGGAAGGAUGGCAAGGACGAAGUGUGCAGGUGGCAUGCCCGAUGCAGAGGAUACCGGUAGCGGAGGUAAUCUUGGGAUUUUUCGGUUUGAUUGACGAUGGUAGCUGA